CUUUGUCAAAAAAAAAGAAAGCAAAAAUAAGUUAGUGACUUCAGAGCCAAGGAAGUGAACUGACUGGAUCUGUUGUUCAGACUCUGCUCACGCAGUCUGCAGGACAGGAAGUGACGGCAUGUUUGUUUACCAAGAAGGUGUGGUGGUUUAGUUUGCACGAAAAGGUGAACCUUCUGUGUGGGAAUCUGAGUUUGGAUACAAGAUUCAUCUAACACACAGGUCAAAAUGAAGAUUCACUCCGGGUAUUGCUGGCUCAUUUUAGCAUUUCUGUUGACCGGCACAGUAAAGGCAAAGAAUGGUGUUUCCUACAAAGCCAAGCAUGGUGCAACAGACUGCACGCGGAUUAAGGCUCUCUCACCGAAAGCAACCAGUGGGGUUUAUGUAAUCCAACCAAUCAAAAGCAGGAGACCAUUUAAGGUGUUCUGUGAGAUGCGGUCUGAUGGAGGCUGGACGGUGUUUCAGAGGCGCAGUGGAGGAGCAGUGUCCUUCUACAAGGAUUGGGCAGCGUAUAGUAAAGGUUUCGGAAACCUGAGACAGGACCACUGGUUGGGCCUGAGAAAGGUUUACCUUCUGACCAGGACAAAAAACAAGAUGGUCCUAAGAGUCGACCUGUGGGACCACGAGAAUGGAACUGCUCAUGCUGAAUACCAAAACUUUCACAUUGGCAAUGAGAGGAGAAAUUACCAACUGCAUAUUGGGAGAUACAGUGGAAAUGCAGGGGACGCCCUCCGAGACCAGAACAACUACGGCUUCAGCACCACAGACCGAGACAACGAUGGAUGCUCCCCGUGCAUCUUUGGCGACAUUGCUCAAAUGGAGUGUUCAUUCACAUCAGGAGGUGGUUGGUGGUACAGCCGCUGUGGUUCCUCCUGUCUGAAUGGCGACUGGCACCAUGGCGGGGAUCACAUUGGUUGGGCGUCAGGCCUCCACUGGAAUACUUGGAAAACCCGUGCGCCUUACUCCAUGAAGGCUACCAGAAUGAUGUUCAAGUCUGUGUGAGAGGGCCCACAACUUCUUUCAUAAUACUUGCAGCAGCUAAAAUAUUGUUAGAUUUAUUAGACUAGCAACUGUCCAAAAAUAACUAUUUAAUUAGCUUUAAGUUUUAGUCAAAGAUUAUAUGGUUGGUUUCAAAUACAAGUUUCUAUACAUUUUGUGAUAAAAAAUAUCCUUCAUAAUUCUGAUAAUUCUUAAUGACAAGAACAAAGAAAGUUAAAUGUAGGUGAACAUUUUGUGAACAUUUGGUUCUAUGACGUUGUUUCAUGGGGUCAUUAUUUAAAUACUCAAGUAAAAAAUCAUGUAGAAUGAUGUAUGCUCAUAUUUCAAUCGACAGAUCUCUGUGAAAUCAUUCUCUAAAACUUGGUUGUUUAACCCUCCUGUUAUGUUGCACAUCAAAUUGACCCUUUUAAAGUCUAUUUUAGGCAAUAUAUGACUCCCAAACCAGCUACAAGAGGUGUCUCUGGUUCAUUUAUCAACAUCACUUCAUAAAAAAAAAAAGUUAAAAAAAGUAAAAUAAAAUUGACAAAAAAAUGUAUGCCAUGUAAAACUGUUGUAUUAA
Molecule: messenger RNA, 1555 nt
Organism: Notolabrus celidotus (New Zealand spotty)
Lineage: Eukaryota; Metazoa; Chordata; Actinopteri; Labriformes; Labridae
Product: fibrinogen-like protein 1
Exons: 7
Coding region: 226-999 (257 amino acids)
Biological process (GO): angiogenesis; Tie signaling pathway
Molecular function (GO): receptor tyrosine kinase binding
Source: RefSeq, a predicted model, not a curated record